GUCUUGGACAGCGACGGGGCCAGCAUGGAGUACAAUAUCAGCAGUGGCAUUAUACGGAAUGUCACGACCGUGCUGCUACCGGAGGCGCGUCUUGGUGCGGAGGGGAGGCUGCUGGGUUGGAAUGUGCCGCCGCAUGAGCUGCGUCAUAUACCCGAACACUGGCUGACAUAUCCGGAACCGCCAGAGUCGAUGAAUUAUCUCUUGGGCACACUCUACAUAUUUUUCACUGUGCUCUCAGUUUUGGGCAACGGUUUGGUUAUUUGGGUCUUCUCGGCGGCCAAAUCGUUGAGAACACCCUCGAAUAUACUGGUCAUCAAUUUGGCGAUCUGUGAUUUCCUGAUGAUGUCCAAGACUCCAGUUUUUAUCUACAACAGCUUCAAUCAGGGCUAUGCAUUGGGCCAUCUCGGUUGCCAGAUAUACGGCAUCAUUGGCGCCUACACGGGAAUCGGAGCGAGUGCGACAAAUGCAUUCAUUGCCUACGAUCGCUACAAUGUCAUCACUCGACCCAUGGAGGGCAAGAUGACGCACGGGAAGGCGAUCGCAAUGAUAAUCUUCAUAUAUAUGUAUGCGACGCCAUUUGUUGUUGCCUGCUACACGGAGACGUGGGGUCGUUUUGUGCCCGAGGGCUAUUUGACCUCAUGCACAUUCGAUUAUCUGACGGAUAACUUCGAUACGCGCAUGUUUGUCGGCACGAUCUUCUUCUUCAGUUUCUUCUGUCCGACCUCAAUGAUCGUCUACUACUACAGCCAGAUUGUGGGCCAUGUGUUCAGUCAUGAGAAGGCUCUCAGGGCACAGGCCAAGAAGAUGAAUGUGGAAUCGUUGCGCUCGAAUGUCGACAAGAACAAGGAGACGGCUGAGAUUCGUAUCGCCAAGGCGGCCAUUACAAUUUGUUUCCUGUUCUUUGUGUCCUGGACACCGUAUGGCGUUAUGUCGCUAAUCGGUGCAUUCGGGGACAAGAGUCUUCUCACGCCAGGAGCCACAAUGAUACCGGCCUGCACCUGCAAAAUGGUCGCCUGCGUUGAUCCCUUUGUGUACGCCAUCAGUCAUCCCAGAUACCGCAUGGAGCUUCAGAAGCGUUGUCCCUGGCUCGCCAUCAGCGAAAAGGAUCCCGAAACUUCCACGGUGGCAUCCACGACAACAGCACAGGAACCACAGCAAACGACGGCGGCAUAGGAACUUCUUCGAAACUCUGCUUCUGAUACUGACGACCCGAACUCGAAAUCGAAAUUGAACUCGUAAUACUGAAUGCAUGGGAACUUCUAUAACAACAAACUCAACUAAAACCAACACAAGAAAUGUACUAACAAUUAUUUUUAUGAAUAUUAUGAUUUGUAGCGCUCUAUUUAAAUAAAUAGUGAUUUAAUGCAAGCAAUGGAAAGAACAAA
Drosophila grimshawi is the source of this 1385-nucleotide messenger RNA. Its product is annotated as opsin Rh3. The record is from RefSeq and is a predicted model, not a curated record. Bases 25 to 1173 code for a protein of 382 amino acids. Gene Ontology annotation, molecular function: G protein-coupled receptor activity. The transcript has a single exon. Gene Ontology annotation, biological process: visual perception; G protein-coupled receptor signaling pathway. Gene Ontology annotation, cellular component: membrane. NCBI's taxonomy places the organism in Eukaryota, Metazoa, Arthropoda, Insecta, Diptera, Drosophilidae.